Molecule: messenger RNA, 904 nt
Organism: Amphiprion ocellaris (clown anemonefish)
Lineage: Eukaryota; Metazoa; Chordata; Actinopteri; Pomacentridae
Gene: phlda2
Product: pleckstrin homology-like domain, family A, member 2
Exons: 2
Coding region: 118-534 (138 amino acids)
Biological process (GO): positive regulation of apoptotic process
Molecular function (GO): phosphatidylinositol phosphate binding
Source: RefSeq, a predicted model, not a curated record
GCACGUUGGUUCAUUCACAGACACACUCUGGAUUAGCACAGCACCUUCACAGAAGCGCCUUCACAGGGCUCCUCGGAACGCAGGAGGUUCGCCAACCUUCCCCGACGUGAAUAAAACAUGAAAAUGUCAGCGGCGGAGAUCAGCCAGGUCCUCAAGGAGGGAGAGCUGGAGAAGAGGAGCGACAGCCUGCUCCAGUUCUGGAAGAGGAAGACGUGCGUCCUGACCACGGACAGCCUCAACAUUUACGCCGACACGCAGAAGCGCUCCAAGGGCAAGGAGCUGAAGCUGCAGUCCAUCAAGAAGGUGGACUGCGUGGAGCGCACCGGCAAGUUCGUCUAUUUCACCAUCGUGACCACAGACAAUAAGGAGAUCGAUUUUCGGUGCUCCGGGGAGGAGAACUGCUGGAACGCGGUGAUCACCAUGGCGCUGAUUGAUUACCAGAACAGGAAGGCCAUCCAGGACUUUAAGACGCGGCAGGACAACGAGAGCGCGUCGCCCGGACUGCAGGAGAGGCGCAUGGCGAGGGCGCCCUGAGCCGCCGGGAGACUCCGGCUGUGAACUGGACUCCAAAUAUGUGUCAUGUGGACCAUGCAGACAUAAAAAAAAAAAAACACGCGGACCAAAAGGAAGACGAGGUCAUCCGGUCCAGAGAUGAAGGACUGAGUUCUCGGAGACAAAACGAGAUCCAACCCGACAGACAGAGACUCUGAGAAGCUUCACAAAGGGCUGAACUGUCGACAUUAUUUCACUCUCCUCGGAGGAAUGACUCCCUAAAACCAUAAUUUAUUUGUUUCCAGGAUGUGGUGUGACUGGCAAACAGCUUGUGUUGUUUAAAUUAUUUACUAUUCAAUGUGUGUUAAGUGUGUAUUUAUUUGAAUAAAUAUCAAUGCUUCUUUUGACACAA